AUGUCAUUUUCAUAUUGCAAGGAGUAUGGAAAGGACAAGGUUAUUUUCGUGACCAAGGAGGACCAUGCCACGGCCAGCACAAUAGAGCUGCCGCCACCGGAACAGCCGGAGGGUGUAAUCACCAAGGACGGCAAGAUCAACUGGAGUUGUCCUUGCCUCGGUGGAAUGGCCACCGGUCCCUGUGGCGUCGAUUUUCGCGAGGCCUUUUCAUGCUUUCAGAACAGCACUGCCGAUCCCAAGGGAUCCGAUUGCUACGAUGCCUUCACCAAGAUGCGUGAUUGUUUCCAGAAGUAUCCAACCGUAUAUAACAAAUCCGGUGGAGAUGACGACGACGAUGAUGGGUUGGGCGAUGCUUUGGACACUGAUACCUCUUCGAUUGCUGGCCAGAACGCAGAUCCGCUGGCGGAUGUUGGCAAUGCAGGAGGCGGAAACGAGGAUGUAGCCCCUAGAGGUAACUCAGUGGUGCCCAAGGCUUAGAUGUCGUAUUCAACAUACUUAUACUUUAAAGUUAAGGGCUAGGUGUGACUUCGUACAAAAUAAAUAAAGCUUGUCAUAGUUGGGGGCUAAUCGGGCUCCAAUCAUAUAA
Drosophila eugracilis is the source of this 586-nucleotide messenger RNA. Its product is annotated as mitochondrial intermembrane space import and assembly protein 40-B. Gene Ontology annotation, molecular function: protein-disulfide reductase activity. Lineage: Eukaryota; Metazoa; Arthropoda; Insecta; Diptera; Drosophilidae. The transcript has a single exon. Gene Ontology annotation, biological process: protein import into mitochondrial intermembrane space. Gene Ontology annotation, cellular component: mitochondrial intermembrane space. The record is from RefSeq and is a predicted model, not a curated record. The coding region runs from base 1 to 477 and encodes 158 amino acids.